AUGGCUGUCCCCCGCCUGCUCCUACUGACCCUGCUGGUCUUUCUGUGUGGCCUCGCUGCCUAUAGCCACCUGGCACCUGAGGAUGACAAGAGCCUGCGCAGCAACUCCUCCCUAAACCUCCUGGAUUUCCCGGCUGUCUCUAUUGUAGCUCUGAACAAGAAAUCCAAAAAGAUCAGCAGAAAAGAAGCAGAGAAGAAAUCUUCCAAGAAAAGGGCUUCGAUGAGGAAAGCGGCGCGGCCUCGGUUGCCCAGCCCCUGCGUGGCCACCCGCGACAGCUGCAGGCCUCCCGCCCCCGCCUGCUGCGACCCGUGCGCCUCCUGCCAGUGCCGCUUCUUCCGGAGCGCCUGCUCCUGCCGGGUGAUGAGCCCCAACUGCUGA
Messenger RNA from Sorex fumeus (smoky shrew), 378 nucleotides. It is a transcript of the gene ASIP, whose product is annotated as agouti signaling protein. The coding region runs from base 1 to 378 and encodes 125 amino acids. NCBI's taxonomy places the organism in Eukaryota, Metazoa, Chordata, Mammalia, Eulipotyphla, Soricidae. Gene Ontology annotation, molecular function: melanocortin receptor binding; neuropeptide hormone activity. Gene Ontology annotation, biological process: hormone-mediated signaling pathway; melanosome organization; positive regulation of melanin biosynthetic process. The record is from RefSeq and is a predicted model, not a curated record. The transcript has 3 exons. Gene Ontology annotation, cellular component: extracellular region.